UGACAAAUGAAUGAGCAUGCUUGAACCUAUAAACAUGCUUUGUUCGAUAUUUUUCUAUUUAUAAAAUAGAUCAGAAAAUGUCUUUGGAAAACAGCAAGGAUGCUUUUCACUGUUCUUUAGUAUUGAACAGUCUUUUUCAAAUAUAUAAAGAAGGUAAUUUGUGCGAUAUUUCCUUGGUUGUCGGUGAAAAUGAAAUCAAGUGUCAUAAGGUAGUGUUGGCAGCAAACAGUCCAUAUUUCUACACUAUGUUUACAAGUAAUUUAAUGGAGAGCACAUUAUCUAAAGUCGCCUUGAAAGAAGUUGAUUACCAAGUCGUUCAACUCUUGGUUGAUUACUGUUAUUCUUCAACCAUCCACUUCGAUUCAACAAAUGUUGAAUCUCUUUUAAAAGCUGCCCAUCUUUUGGGAUUUGAGUCCAUUGUGGCUAAAUGUUGUCACUACAUGACCUCACAACUUCAGCCAGCCAAUUGUCUUGGAAUCAGCAAUUUUGCUGAAGUACAUGGUUGUACCUCUCUUAGAGACUCUGCUUUGAACUUUGCUAUAUAUAAUGUUUCACAAGUUGCCAAAAUGGAUGAAUUUUAUCUGGCAACAUUUGAUCAAAUUUCAAAGUUAUUAUCAAGUGAUUUUUUAAAUGUACCAUCAGAAAUGGAUGCUUUUGACAUUGCAAUGUCCUGGGUUAAUCAUGAUGCUGAAUUUCGAAAAGGAUUUUUGCCACAAAUUCUAGAACUUGUGAGAAUAGACUUGCUACCACCCAAAGUUAUAGUUGACUGCAUCGAGAAAAACCAGCUGAUUGCGUCAGAUCCUGUGUGUUUGCAGACUAUCAAUAAAGUGAAGACGACUCAAUUGCUGCCAGAACUUUUAGAUUUACAUUCUCUAGUAAUAAAAAGAGAGCGUCAAACCGAUAAAUAUCUAUACGUUAUCGGCGGUGAAAUACACAGCUUUAUUUAUAACACUGUUGAUUGUUACGAUUUUAAUAAUGACAGAUGGACAUCCCUUGCUAACCUCAACAUUCCAAGAGAUGGUUUGGGCGUGGCCACGUAUGGUGGUCUGAUAUUUGCUGCAGGAGGUUGUGACGGUGCGGUUGCUUUAGAAUCUGUGGAGUGUUAUCAUCCAAGGGAAAAUUCUUGGAAUUUCGUCAAACCAAUGGCGAAUAACAGGCAUGCUUUCUCUUUGGUUGAAAUGCAGGGAUGGUUGUAUGCUGUCGGUGGUAGUGAUUUCUUUCACACAGAAUUUGACACCGUUGAAAGAUAUGAUCCGGUCAGAGAUUGUUGGCUUGAGGUGACUCCAAUGAUCACAAAACGCGAGGGUCUACAGGUGACAUCACUUAAUGGUGCUCUUUAUGCUAUUGGUGGAGAUAACGGACUUACAAUAUUAAGCUCAGUAGAGCGUUAUGAUCCAAGAGUCGGCUAUUGGAAUGUUUGUCAAUCCAUGUGUUAUAAACGGCGGUAUUUUGGUUCAGCAGUACUAAGAAAUCAGAUUGUUGUACUUGGUGGUAGUAAUUGUGACGAAGAUCAUAACUCAAUGGAAAUGUUUGAUAUGCGAAUGAAUCGCUGGCUUCCACUUCCGCCAUUACCCACAAGACGGGAAAGUCCGGCUACAGCAGCUAUUGGAAAUAAGUUGUAUGCGAUUGGAGGAGCUUUCAUGAAUGAAGAGACAGAUUCAAUAGAUGUGUACAAUGCUGUGGAGAACAAAUGGGAUUCAUUUACCCCAUUGCCGCGUGCCAUGGAAGGUAUGUGUGCGGCAGUGCUAUAGUACCAAUAGGAGAACCAUGUCCUUGUGCCAAGUUGUUCAACGACGUACCCUAAUCGAAACAUCCAAACAAGAAGAUGAUUUGACUAAAUUGAAAUAUUUUUUCACCGAUACGUUAGACAUUAAACCUAGUUUUGUUAUCGCAAAUCAACGUUUUUACUGAUAUAUCACUUUAAUGUUUGUUUUUUUUAUGAUAUGUCUAUCGCUCGAAGCAAUGAUAAUUUUGUGCCUUUUUUUAAAUUAGUCCACAUCAUACAUUGUACCUUGUGUCAAAAAUAAAUUUUAUUUGUUUCAGUUGUGAA
Xenia sp. Carnegie-2017 is the source of this 2050-nucleotide messenger RNA. Its product is annotated as kelch-like protein 20. The transcript is spliced from 4 exons. The record is from RefSeq and is a predicted model, not a curated record. NCBI's taxonomy places the organism in Eukaryota, Metazoa, Cnidaria, Anthozoa, Malacalcyonacea, Xeniidae. The coding region runs from base 78 to 1751 and encodes 557 amino acids. Gene Ontology annotation, molecular function: protein binding.